AGAAUAAUUUCUCUGGAGGCAUACCUCUCUCACUACAAAAUUGCCACUCCUUGUUGAUCCUGAAUGUUCGCGAAAAUCACUUCUCAGGAAGUAUACCAAACUGGCUUCCACACAAAGCAAGGGCUCUCCAACUAAGAUAACAGAAUCUCAGGACACAUACCAAGCUGCAUAAACAAUAUCACAGCUAUGGUUGUCCAUGUUCGUUCAGUCAUUGCAAUUGGCUACAUCUUUUAUAUUGAUGGUACGCGUUACAUCAUACGAGAAAAUCUUAUGCUGCUUAUGAAGGGUAAAGGAUUAGAAUAUGAAGACUGGAAUUUGAUUCACAUUAUUGACCUUUCAAGUAAUGAUCUGCUUGGAACAAUGCCUGCACAAAUGUUUAGCCUCACUGAAUUGCACUCCUUGAACUUGUCCCACAAUCAGUUAGUGGGGAAGAUACCAAAGGAAAUUGGCAACAUGAGAGAACUUGAGUCCCUUGAUUUAUCAAGGAAUCAACUUUCAGGUGAAAUUCCUGAGAGCAUGUCAAACCUGUCUUUUCUUAGUUACUUGAACCUGUCAUUCAACAACUUAACAGGAAAAAUCCCAUCAGGGACACAACUUCAAGGCUUUGGUGCACUCAGCUACAUUGGAAAUCUUGAUCUUUGUGGACCUCCACUUACAAAAAGUUGCUCACAUGAUGGUAUAUUUGGUGGCACAAAGCCUUUGGAGGAUGAUGAUGAUGAUUCUCAGUUUUGGUCAUCUUUCUAUAUGGGCAUGGGGGUUGGUUUUGCUACCUGCUUUUGGGGAGUGUGUGCUGUCAUCUUCUUCAAUAGAAAGUGGAGACAUGCUUAUUUCAGAUUUUUGUAUGACUUAAGAGACCAGCUCUAUGUCAUGGUGGUCACAAAGAUGAACAAACUUUUCAAAUAGCCCUCAAAGUAGUGUUUCUCAAGUUUGUCCUGCUAUUACAAUAUAUAUUAAUAGUGAAACCAAAUUUUGUGUUUUA
Molecule: messenger RNA, 979 nt
Organism: Arachis ipaensis
Lineage: Eukaryota; Viridiplantae; Streptophyta; Magnoliopsida; Fabales; Fabaceae
Source: RefSeq, a predicted model, not a curated record